Hypomesus transpacificus is the source of this 5969-nucleotide messenger RNA. RefSeq names its product rho-related BTB domain-containing protein 2-like. NCBI's taxonomy places the organism in Eukaryota, Metazoa, Chordata, Actinopteri, Osmeriformes, Osmeridae. Gene Ontology annotation, molecular function: GTPase activity; GTP binding; protein binding. Gene Ontology annotation, biological process: small GTPase-mediated signal transduction. The transcript is spliced from 10 exons. The coding region runs from base 302 to 2464 and encodes 720 amino acids. The record is from RefSeq and is a predicted model, not a curated record.
AGAGAGAAAGGUUUGUAUGAAUAAUGAAUGAACUGAAGUUAGUGCGCGUGCCUCUAUUAUUAGUUACGUAGACUGUAACAGGAGGUGGUUCUUCGGCGCUGGGUGGACGUGGCCGUUCGGCGAAGGACCGAGCCUGGUGAACAGUGUUCGUGGCAAACGUUGCGAUUAUGUUGGACGCAUUCGUCAUACAAAGAAGACACAAUUUGUGGUAACUGCGGACGACCGCCUGCAUUAAAGACGGGUAACCUUGCUGCGAAGAUGAAGGUAAAUUCAAGCUGCCGUCAGGUGCAAGCCGCAUCCGAUGGAGUUCUUUCCCUCUCGGUCUCAAACGUCGGUCAAUCCGAUUCACCACUUCCCUAUGUUGCGGUCCCAGUUGAUGGAUUCUGACAUGGACUAUGAAAGGCCAAAUGUUGAGACUAUAAAGUGCGUGGUCGUAGGGGACAACGCAGUGGGAAAGACGCGCCUUAUCUGCGCCCGGGCAUGUAACGCCACGCUCACUCAGUACCAGCUGCUUGCCACUCACGUUCCCACUGUCUGGGCCAUAGAUCAGUACAGGGUUUGCCAGGAGGUUCUGGAACGUUCCAGGGAUGUGGUGGACGAGGUCAGCGUGUCGCUGCGCCUCUGGGACACUUUCGGGGACCACCACAAGGAUCGGCGUUUUGCCUACGGCAGGUCUGAUGUGGUGGUUCUGUGUUUCUCCAUCGCCAACCCAAACUCCCUGUACCACGUGAAGACCAUGUGGUACCCUGAGAUCAAGCACUUCUGCCCCCGUGCUCCCGUCAUUCUGGUGGGCUGUCAGCUUGACCUGCGCUACGCUGAUCUGGAGGCCGUCAACAGGGCCCGACGGCCAUUGGCAAGACCCAUUAAAUCCAAUGAGAUCCUGCCUCCAGAGAAAGGCAGGGAGGUUGCUAAGGAACUGGGAGUGCCAUAUUAUGAGACCAGUGUUGUGGCACAGUUCGGAGUCAAGGAUGUCUUUGACAACGCCAUCCGUGCAGCCCUGAUCUCACGACGUCACUUGCAGUUUUGGAAGUCCCACCUGCGCAACGUUCAGAGACCCCUCCUCCAGGCCCCCUUCCUACCACCCAAACCCCCCCCACCCAUAAUCACCGUGCCCCCUCCCCCGACCACCACCGACGAGCACCCGGGCCGCCUACUGGAAGACUCCUUGUGUGCUGACGUAAUCUUAGUCCUACAGGAGAGACAGAAGAUCUUUGCCCACAAGAUCUAUUUAGCCACGUCCUCCUCCAAGUUCUACGACCUCUUCAUCAUGGACACGCGACCCGAGGAGGCCGAGAGGCCCCCCCGUCCGGCCCCCCUCUCCGGACGCGAGCUGCUGAUGCGUGCAGCCAGCUUCGACGUGUGCGAGAGCAGCGCCGAGGGCGGCAGGGCUAACCUGCGAGCCUGCACCAGCGACGGCACCCUGAGGGACUUGGAAGGUCGAGGCCGGCUGCUGUCGUCCUGGAGCAGGGCCUUUGUCAGCAUCCAGGAGGAAGUGGUGGACGACCCAGUGACUUACAGCCCCAGACCCAUGACCGUGGUGCACAUGGACCAGUCCAUGCAGCUGGGGCCUUUCAGGGCUGUCCUGCGCUACCUGUACACGGGUCAGCUGGACGAACAUGAGAAGGAGCUGAUGCACAUUGCGCACAUCGCAGAGCUGCUGGAAGUGUUCGACCUGCGGAUGAUGGUGGCCAACAUUCUCAACAACGAAGCGUUCAUGAACCAGGAAAUCACCAAAGCCUUUCAUGUCCGCCGCACCAACCGAGUUAAAGAAUGCCUAGCCAAAGGAACCUUUUCCGAUGUUGUGUUUAAGCUGGAUGACGGAACAAUUAUGGCCCAUAAACCCUUGCUUAUCUCCAGCUGUGACUGGAUGGCAGCCAUGUUUGGAGGACCGUUUGUGGAGAGUUGCACCAAAGAGGUAUUGUUUCCCAAUACGACACGCAGCUGCAUGAGGGCUGUGCUGGAAUACUUGUACACCGGCCGCUUCUGCUCCCGGGCAGAUUUGGACGCCAUGGAACUCAUCGUUCUGGCCAAUCGGCUGUGCCUCCCGCACCUCGUUGCCCUGACCGAACUGUAUACAGUGACGGUGUUGAUGGAGACUUCCAUGAUGGGGGCUGAUAUUGACGGAGAUGUCUUACUGUAUCUGGAGAUGGCCCAGUUCCACUGUGCUCAGCAACUCACUGGCUGGUGCCUCCACCAUAUCUGCACCAACUACAACAGUGUCUGCCGCAAGUUUCCUAGAGACAUGAAGGCCAAGUCCCCAGAGAACCAGGAAUACUUUGAGAAACAUCGCUGGCCACCAGUAUGGUACCUGAAGGAGGACGACCACUACCAGAGGACACGCAAAGAGCGCGAUAAGGAAGACUACUUGUAUCAGCGCAGACAGUGUAAACGCAAGUGGCUGUUCUGGAACCUACCUUCAUCUCCUUCUUCAAACUCUCCAUCUGGUUCCUCGGCUGUCAUCUGAUUGGUCCUCCGGGUGUAGGCCAGGGCCUCUCGGGACCAAUGGCAAAGAAGGGUUGUAAACACAAGAUCAGCAAAUUUGGUUGUAGGCCAAACGGAUUGAUCUGCGCUCUGUAGAUUUGUAGGGUGAGUUAAGUCUAACAAUGAAGAAACAUUUCACACGUUCUUCUUGCUAGCGCAAUCAUUGGAACGCAAAGACCACUAGACUCGCACCACAAAGAUCAGUAAAAAAAAAAAACUGUAGUGCUCUUUGUGUUCUUACUGAGGUUAAAUGAGUAGGCUUUGUGACAUCUCCCAUCUAAUCAUUGCUUAACUUGAAUUAUCAACCAUGUGUUGCUUAUCAGCUGCACCAGACAAACACCCAACAACCAGCACACUCAGCCUCAGUGAUGUAGAACACUUUACCAAUAAGUGUUGUACAAUCUAUAAAACUACAGAAAAUAUACAGUACAAUACCUUCAACAAGAAAUACAAGCUACCAAAUAGCUUUGUUUCUGCAGUUAAUUGGUUUUUAUCAUAGAAUAAAACCACUUUGAUUAUAGAAGGUCUAGCAAGACCUGUGCUCUUUUGUACAGUUGUAUAUUUGAAUGUUUGCGUUUACAACAGCUGAGGUUGUUUUGAGUAUCUACAUUUAUGUUGUGUUCUCUUUGGGAUGUGUGGCUGACUGUCACAAAAGGGCUUUCUUUUCAGUUCCAGACCUAUUAUCUUCUUGCAAGAAACAAUGAAAUCUAAUUACAGUAAAUAACUGUUUCAGUUCAAGUUCAAAAUGCUGUCUUGAACUGAAAUUCCAGCCUGUAUAGUAUAUAUGGAAUGUUAAACUUUGGAAGCAUCUGGAAUGUUGGAAUAUUGACUUGCUUUGGACUGUCAAGUUGUCCUUAAAAUCAAUUGUACAGAUCAGAUCAAACAAUUUCUUAUAUCAUUAUGGUGAAUGCUUCUACUUGGCCACUGAUAUGAAUAGCAAGACAUUCAUGUCCAGGGCACACCUAUCACUAAUCGAACACAGCCCGUUAUAUAUGUUUAUGUGUUUGAUGAUAUUCUGUAUGAUUGUUGCAUGACCUGGGGAGAACUGUGUCUUGGACCUGCCCUCUGACCAAGUCAUGGCUGUUAGAGGACUCCUCUCAACAUAGAAUAAUCUGAUGUAAUAAUGAUUUAUGUAUUCAUUUGGUAGAUGCUUUUACCUAAAGCAAAAUGCAGGGGUAAUUUGAACCAGGGACAUAUUGGUGUGCUGUCAAAUCUUCUCAGAAUAUAUUUGAAGUGCAUUAGAUCUGUCUUUCAACUGUAGUUAUAUAGAUUUAACCCCAUGGUGCUCAUUAAAUCAUUAGAGUAUUUAUAUAUUUACGUAAAACAGGAUAUUAAGCUAAUUAACAAACAUAGCUAAACUCUAACAUAAAUGUUACCUCAGAGUACAAUUACAGAGAAGUACACUAUGUGCCCACCAAGGGUGGGACUUGAUAGAAAUAGACUUGCAGAGGAGUAGUUGAAUAUGACACUAUCUUGUUCUGAACUGCUCUGUAGUUUCAUACUACAAAUUAUCAGAGAAAUCCCAUUAGGCAAAAUGCUAUGUGGGCAUCUUAAUCCACAGGGUGAGUCUUUAGAUUGGCAUUUUCCCUGUAUUUGCUGAAUUGCUUUUAGGAUACUUACUGCGAAAGCCUGUUUAAAAUAGAAUAGACGGGACUUGGACAGAAUAGAAUUAAGAUGUAUUUAUUUUUUUAUAAAGCAGAUCUUGAAGAAGUCCAUAGAAGGACCUUUAAUUUAACGUAACCGUGACAACAAUGCAGAAGAGAAUGCUUGUAAGGAGAUAUGAUCCUUACCUGCUUAUUAAACUGCAUGAACAAGACUCUUAAAGUGAAUUAUACCAUGCACACUAUUAAGAUUAAAAGGAAAGGACUGGUAUGGACAGUGUUAAUAUGUGUAAAGUGUAACAUGAAAUUAUACAUUACUUAACAUUGCCUACUUUCAAAAUCCAUUAGCAGUUCACUUUAAAAUAUAAUGUACUGUAUGUAAAAACAUUGUUUUGUAGUGAAUGUUUACUUCUGAAUGUUUGUCAUGACAAGGGUUUUACAUUUCCUAUCCCUCUUGGGUGGUCCCCUUAUAGUUCAUCAUAAAAAAUCUGAACACUGUUUCGCUGUCUUAUCUGUAUAUUUUCCAAAUUUGUAUGUAAUUAAAUCUUAUGUUGGAAUUUGAACAUUUUGAACAAUAAUUCAUGAUUAGCCUAACUGACAUUCACGCCUGAAAAUUAUAUCCACAAAUCUGUUACAUAAUGGAAAAAAAAACAAUUUUGUGGGACCCCCCAAACUAGAACCCUGGUCAUGGCAAAUUAUGAUGCAAGACUAUCGAGGUGUUUGUUUUGUGGGAAAAGUUUCUCUAUUAGUAAUCAUUCCAAAAUGGCAUUUAAUUAGGAAAUUCGGUAUUAUUGUUUUUAAUCUAUACUCAAUAGAAUGUAUAGACGGUUUGACCUGAGCAGUUAAAUUUUUAUUUUUUCUCUUCGUAGAUUAAGAUGAUUUAUUCCACGUGACAAUCUUUUACCUUCUAUGAAUUCAUAUUUAAGUUAAAAUGGUCAAUGUGCCCUCCUCUACUGAUGCGCUGCGUCAAGAGACACCUCAUGCCUUAAUGUGUGUGACACUGAAUGUAAAUAUUGUGACUGGUUUCGAGUUUGUGUAGCCUAAUAGCCUACUAGCUAAGAUGUACCAGCAUCAUGGUACUACUGUAUGUUGUGUUCUUUAGUGUAUCCUAGGCUACAUAAUCCUACAUAUCUCAGCGUGAAGUCAGUGUGAACACUGGGGAUCAUAAGAGUGCGCUUUGUUUGUUCAACUGUGAUUACAUAUUUUGUCAGUUUCUUUUCAUGUCGUUAAAGCUAAAAUUGGAGAAAUUGCACAUUUUACAAUAAAUUUGGAAGCCCCUCCCCCCCUCCGUUAAAUUAAAGCAGGGAUUAAUUCAAAAUUGUCUCAGUCAUUAGCUUCACUUUAAAUGUUAUCAUUACAGUGGAUGGCCCUUUGUGGACAUGAAACAUUGAUUAGAAUCAAAAUAAUUGAUCAAGGGCAAUGUCAGUUGGAAGGACGUCAGCAUCUAUGCUGGCUUGGUCUUGGAAUGUUUACACAUUGAGUAAUGUAGCCUGAUCAUUUGCAGUAGCCUCCAAGCUCAUGCUUGGAGUUAUAUUAGAGGCAAGACAAAUAAUUUGCUUUUAAGAGACCCCUUUCCAUGUGUCUGGGUGCUAAUUUUACCGCUGCAAAGCACAAACCAAAGGGAGCUUAUAGCAUUCAAAAUAGGCCUAUAUAUAUAUAUAUAUCGAUAUUCUGCAGACUAAAUUGCAUAGUUUAAAAUGCAUUGUAUUUAAAAUGGCUGGUUUUAAAACUUGAAUGUUUUCUCAGUGUUAUAAGCCUUGCCGAAAUUUGCCCUCAACAGCCUACUUAAAUUGUUCUUGAAGUAUGUUUGUAUUGUUUGAGAGCAGUAAAUGUGGAUUUCUGUAGCAUGUCUUCUUGCAAUUUGUAAAUAAUGUUUAUUUAAUAAUA